This is a messenger RNA of Acanthopagrus latus (yellowfin seabream), 1583 nucleotides long. It is a transcript of the gene rp9, whose product is annotated as RP9 pre-mRNA splicing factor. The coding region runs from base 184 to 852 and encodes 222 amino acids. Lineage: Eukaryota; Metazoa; Chordata; Actinopteri; Spariformes; Sparidae. Gene Ontology annotation, biological process: RNA splicing. The transcript is spliced from 6 exons. The record is from RefSeq and is a predicted model, not a curated record.
UGCACAGGAAGUGGAGCGCAGCAGCAGCAGCAGCAGCAGCAGAGAAGUGUUUGCUAGGAAGCUACUGGUUAGCUCAUUACCCCGUCGCCUCUCACAGUCAGCCAACAGUUUACACACAGUGUCCUUUUAAUUCAGCCUCGUUUAUGAGUUAAUGCCUUGUGUUGGGGGGCAGAGUUCGUCGACAUGUCGGGCAGAAAGCGAACUCGAGAGAAGGAGGAGAGACGAGAGCACAAGAGACACAAGACCUCCAGACAGGAUAUGGAGAAACUCAAAACACAUGCGAAGAAACUCAGCCAGCAAGUCCAAACACUGAAACACGUCGAGACGUUCUAUGAGAAACCUCCGCCAGGAUUCAUAAAGGAACAUGAGGACAAACCGGAGGACUGCAUUCCUGCCGAACCAGGAAAUGAGGCGGCCAGGAGCUUCCUGGCUCACGCCCCUACCAAGGGGCUGUGGAUGCCUCUGGGGAAGGAGGUGAAGGUGAUGCAGUGUUGGAGAUGCAAACGCUACGGCCACAGGACCGGAGACAAGGAGUGUCCGUUCUUCAUCAAAGGCAACCAGAAACUAGAGCAAUUCAGAGUGGCUCAUGAAGACCCGAUGUAUGACGUCAUUCGGGAAAACAAAAGGAAUGAAAAAGAAACGAGGAUCCAGCAGCUGCAGCAGCUGCUUCAGGACACCACCUCCUCCAAUUCAGACAGCUCCAGCUCCUCCUCCUCCUCUUCCUCCUCUGACCACCAUCGCAGCAAGAAAAGGAAAAAGAGGAAGGACAAGAAGAAGAAGGACAAGAAGAAGAGAAAAAGGAAAAGAAAGCACAAAUCCUCCAAAACCAGUGACUGCUCGGAUUCUGAUUGAGUGCUCGUGUACGUACGACGCACUCAAACACUACGUGCUUUAAACGUAGGAGGAGACUGAAAGUAGCAGCAGCAGUAGAUCUUCUGCAAUAGUGAAGCGUGGAAACCCUUUUUUUGAAGUGUUUUCCUUUCAGGUUGAAAACUGUACAUCCACUGCGCAUGACUUCUCCCAGACGUUUCAUCCUCUCCAGGGCGACGACUUUGCAUUUGCAUCCUCUCUGUUGAUCAUACAGCACAGGGUCAUACGGAACAGCUGCUAAAGUAAGCAUGCGUUCGUGUGCCUCGGUGCAUUAGCUGCAUGGGUAAUGAAUCUAAUGUGAUAUGAAACGAGCCUGCUGGUGAAUGAGAUCUUUUGCUGGGUCUAAUAAGAUAGCAUGUCAGCAAAUACAGUGUAUCAUUAAGAGAUUGUAUUUUUCCAGAAAUUAUUUCUUUUUUUUUUUCAUCCCUGUCCACAUCUUUUAAAUACUUUGAUUGUAGAGUGUGUUGAAUGCAGGGAGCUGGAAAAAAACCAGUCCAAAUUAGAUGUUGGGAGUUAGAAUUUGUCUUCCACGCGAGCAUGAAUGUUUGAAUGCUUGAGACUGAACAUAAAUAUUUGGAAUUAUUUGAGGUUGGAAUAUGCUUAUUUGCUCUGAAGGAAGAAAAGAAAAAAAAGCCACAGAGAUGUGGGGGGGGAAAGAAUGUAUGUGAAUGUGUUCCCUCAUUCAGAGAAUAAAGAUGGCUCUUUUUCUCCAA